Messenger RNA from Harmonia axyridis, 1785 nucleotides. RefSeq lists its product as uncharacterized. Lineage: Eukaryota; Metazoa; Arthropoda; Insecta; Coleoptera; Coccinellidae. The coding region runs from base 76 to 876 and encodes 266 amino acids. The record is from RefSeq and is a predicted model, not a curated record. The transcript has 3 exons.
AUUGAAGAAAAUUCAACCAAACCAGUCGAUAAGCUCCGCAAUGAUGCUAUAUACCACAGGGAGCAGCGCCAAAUUAUGUCUGAAAGGGGAACCAUUCUCUACCAGGAAGGUAAACCAGCUCAGGCAAGAGUUUGUUUUGAUCACUCCAAACAGCAUCAGAAACUUGCAGUUGACGCUAAUAAGAGUGCUGUGGAGCUCAUCCUGAAGGAAAACGCGAUGCAAAUAAGGGAUGACAAUACGCUAGAUUUACAUCGUCUCUUUACCCAUGAGGCAGUGGAGGAGGCGGGGAGAUUCAUUGAUCAUAAGAUCAAAAGUCUCCCCUUCCUUCAAAAACAUAAAAUGGAGGUCCACAUCAUUACUGGCAGGGGGCUACAUAGCGAUAACGGAAAGGCCAAAAUAAAACCUGCCGUAAUGAAAAUGCUGCAGGACAAGAACAUAGAGUGGACAAAUCCUUUUUGUGAAAACUUAACCUUAGUCAUGGAUUCUGAUGCUUCACCUUCUGGAAUCUCCUUCGAUGAAAAUACUGAGAAUUUUUGCGAUAAUCCAACAAGAGAUAUUUUAGCGGAAGGUUUGAUGGGUUUAAUCAAACCAACUGUAGAUCAAUUAGAUGAAAGAGUGAAAUUGACUAGAUUAUCUCAGUUAGCUUUGAAGGAUUCCAUCGACACGGUUCAUGAUGAAAUAAAAAAAAUUAUAGAUGCUCAGUAUUUAUCAAAUAUAGAUUUAGAUAGCUAUGUUAAGAAGUUGUACAAUACUAAACAGAGAGUAACAGUCCUUACAAACAUCUUGCAAAAUGCCCAAGAUCGAUUAAACAGAAUUCAUCUUCAGAUUGAGAAAGAAACAUCUAGGAAAUCUGUGAAGGAAAAUUUGGAAAUUUAAAAAUGGAGCUAAAAACUGCCAAAUAUGAUCUUAAGUCAUAUUCAAAUGUAUAUGAACCUAGAGAAGAUUCAUUUCUAAUGUUAGAUGCUUUAGAAUUGGAAAUUACAUUCUUGAAUAAUUUAAAGCCAGUAUUUGCUCUCGAAGUUGGAUCUGGAAGUGGAGUGAUUAUCACAUCCUUGGCCUGUGUUCUUGAACAAUGUGUGUAUUUUGCUAUUGAUAUCAAUGAUCAGGCUUGUCUGGCCACAAAAAACACCUCCCAGCUUAACCAGUGCAAUAUUGAAGUUUUGAAUUCAAAUUUAACAGAUGGACUCAAAGAUUGUUUGUUUGAUUUAGUGAUCUUCAAUCCUCCUUAUGUUGUUACUGAUCCGGGGGAAUAUGAGAAGGGAAUGAUAAAUAAAGCUUGGGCAGGAGGAGUUUCAGGUAGAAACAUAAUAGAUGAAUUCAUCGAUAAACUUCCAAAUGUACUUUCUGAAUCUGGUGUUUGUUAUCUUCUUUUGUUGAAAGAGAAUGAUAUAAAUGCAAUUCAGAAAAUUUUAGGCAAAUUGAAUUUCACAAGUGAGAUUAUUUUAGAGCGGAAAAUUGUUGGUGAACAUUUAUUUAUUAUGAAAAUUCGAAAAAUAAGAGGAAUGAAUAAAUGUGAUUUGGUGAUUGAACUAAAAUGAGAAAAUGUUUUUUUCCCUCUACUUGCUACAACCUUUAUCAUUUGAAUAUUCAAAGAAAAAGCAGUAAUUUUCGAAAUUUUCCUUACAACAUAUAGGUAUUCUGUAAAUUAGCAUAUAAGUUUCAUUUAUCACAAAUGGUCUAGCUGGUUCUUUUGUAAUUGGGUAUUUUAGAUAAAUAAUAAUUGUUUUUGAAUAGUUCCAAUUUUGUAACAGUAGAAUAAAAUCACAAAUAUAAAUUUCAAACAUA